Molecule: messenger RNA, 1748 nt
Organism: Notolabrus celidotus (New Zealand spotty)
Lineage: Eukaryota; Metazoa; Chordata; Actinopteri; Labriformes; Labridae
Gene: katnbl1
Product: katanin p80 subunit B-like 1
Exons: 10
Coding region: 324-1145 (273 amino acids)
Cellular component (GO): nucleolus
Molecular function (GO): microtubule binding
Source: RefSeq, a predicted model, not a curated record
CAGUCGUCGCUAAAUCAUCCGGUUCUCUGUGCCAAAAUCUAUCCCACAAUCCUCUCACCCUGCCCGGCCGGAGGUGUAUUCAUUUGAAUGGUCCAACUGUGAAACGCUAACACAGUUGUUGCUGCUUUUGGAGUUCAACCAGUUUUUCACGUUCUGGACUUACACUCCCGUUGCGACCUCAAGAGACUUCCUAAAAAUGAAUCGGGUCCCUAAAGUAUGUGGCAGCUGGGAAGCAUGAACUGGGAGGCAUGUCCGGCUAAGUGAACCAGUAUAAAACCAAUGGCUUUCUGCGGUCCUGUCUGCAACUGUCUGCUGCAAAGAACAUGAAGCAGGUGGAUGUUGUAAAUAAGGAAGAAUUAGAUAAAGAAAGAUUUCAAGUCCAAUACGGCCCAUCACACAGCCCAGGCAAACUGAAGCGAGCGUCAUCUAUCAAGAGGAAGGGUUGUCCAGUGGUGGAGGCUGGCUUGAAGCUGCUCCGCAAAACAUCCGAUGUAGGCUUUGCCCGUAAUCACGGCAUGGCCAACAAAGAAAAUGAGCUGACGUGCUCCGAUGAUGUGCGGGGCAUGCACUACAAUGACAACUGCGGGCUCCCUGUGAACUCUGCAGAAGCCUCCAAGAUGGCAGGGGCCAGCUCCAAGUAUGGCGACUUUACCGAGCUGACAAAGGACCAUGAAGCUAUGACUCACGUCCUUUUCGGGAGGAAUCUGCGACUAAAAGUGGCACAGACACUAUGGCGGAGAAACGCUUGUGAGUUAGUGGCCUACCUAAUCAGAAUUCAAGACACAGGGGUGCUGCUUGACUGCUUACCUGUCCUAACAAACAACCUUCAAACUGAGGCACCAUGUUUGUCACUUGGCUGCUGCGUCGACCUCAUGCCCCUGGUGAAAGUGAUUCUCGCAAGUAAAUACGAAGAACACUUAACAGUGGGUUUACACUGGGUUCAAUCCGUCAUCAAGAAAUGGUGGCCAGAACUUUCCAAGAAUGAGAAAAGACUGCGGGACAGUUGUUCAGAAGACAGGAAUAUAGAAGUCAUGAAGCAGCGGCUAAAGGACUUGUGGAAGGAAGGAGCCCGCUUAUGUUUGGUUCCCGGAUCUACAGGAGAACUGGCAAAGGCCAUCGAGGCUUAUCUAUCACAGCUGCCCUGACAGAUGUCCGCGCAGCACUCCGAGGAUGUGACCACUACUGCCGGAUCAUGGCUGUGUUUUGAACUGAUAAUGAUUCCACAGAAAUGGACUGGUUCGUUUUGUUUUUUUUGUUGCCACUUAAACUCUCACUGGGACUGAACUCGAGAAUUCAGACGACUCCCCUCAGUUAGAGCUGGAGACUCUUCAGGAGGGCCGGGAGAGCCGUUUUUUUUGCAAAUACAAAAAAAUGAAAGAGAAAAGAAAACGAACACAGCAAAUGACUGCUUCACAUUGAAGUGGACCGUCUCGUGACGGGGCUCAUUUACUGGACCUCCAUGAGACGGGGUGUUACGUCGCUCUAUGAAGUGCCAAGCUCUUUGUCUCUCACUACAUCACCCUUUGCCAUUGAAUGCAAAUGCACUUGUUGAUGUUACGAAUGCUCCGAUGUCUUGAUGUUGUUUUGCACCUGGGUCCCCUGGAAUCAGGAACUUGAAUCUACAGCAGUCUUAAGUUAUUAGUGCUCCUCUUGUUUUCAUUUUGCCUCUUCAUUUGACUGUAUCAUGUAAAGUGUAAAAACAAGUGAUUCUUUUAAUCUUCUUUUAAAUAAAUUUGAUAAAAAUCAAA